This is a messenger RNA of Marmota flaviventris (yellow-bellied marmot), 862 nucleotides long. It is a transcript of the gene Lypd5, whose product is annotated as LY6/PLAUR domain containing 5. The record is from RefSeq and is a predicted model, not a curated record. Gene Ontology annotation, cellular component: plasma membrane. NCBI's taxonomy places the organism in Eukaryota, Metazoa, Chordata, Mammalia, Rodentia, Sciuridae.
AUGGGGGUCCCCAGGGCCUUUCUGCUCUGCCUCUUUGGGACUGUGCUCUGUCCGACAGGUUCAGGAGCCCUGCAGUGCUACAGCUUUGAGCACACCUACACGGGGCCCUUUGACCUCAGUGACAUGAAGUUCCCCAGUAUCUCCUGUCCCCACGGAUGCUCUGAGGUUGUCCUGUCCCUGGACACUGGGUAUCGCGCACCGGUGACCCUGGUAAAGAAGGGCUGCUGGACGGGACCCACGGCCGGCUCCAUGCAGUCCAACCAAGACGCGCUGCCGCCGGACUUCUCGGUGGUGCGAGGCUGCGUGGGAGACUUUUGCAACAACCACCUCGUGACCCAUGACGUCAUCCCCAACCUGAGUCAAGCACCUGACCCACAGAGGCUCAGCGGCACCGAGUGCUACGCCUGCGUGGGCAUCCACCCCGAGGAUUGCUCUCCUGACAAGUCCCGACGGGUCCAGUGUCACCAGGACCAGAGCGUCUGUUUCCAGGGCAAUGGCCGAAUGACCACCGGCAAUUUCUCAGUCCCUGUGUACAUCCGAACCUGCCACCGGCCCUCCUGCACCACCAUGGGCACCACCAGCCCCUGGACAGCCAUUGACCUCCAGGGCGCCUGCUGUGAAGGGCAUCUCUGCAACAGGGACUCCGUGACCCAGGCCUUCAACACCCCUACAGCUGCUGCUCCUCCCCGGGUGCCCCACAUCAUGACCCUGGCCCUCCUAGCCCCUCUUCUGGUCAGUUCUCUGGGAGGACCCCUCUGGCUCUCCAUAUAGUUCCCCCCACCCCGGGAUGUUGGGCAGGGUACACCUCCUUCUCCUCACUGCUUCAGCCCCAGCUGGAAAAUGAUGUCAAAACAAGAGCAGC